Trichomonas vaginalis G3 is the source of this 1533-nucleotide messenger RNA. RefSeq names its product endoplasmic reticulum signal peptide binding. The record is from RefSeq and is a predicted model, not a curated record. Gene Ontology annotation, biological process: SRP-dependent cotranslational protein targeting to membrane. NCBI's taxonomy places the organism in Eukaryota, Parabasalia, Trichomonadida, Trichomonadidae. Bases 1 to 1533 code for a protein of 510 amino acids. Gene Ontology annotation, cellular component: signal recognition particle, endoplasmic reticulum targeting. Gene Ontology annotation, molecular function: signal recognition particle binding; 7S RNA binding; endoplasmic reticulum signal sequence receptor activity. The transcript has a single exon.
AUGAGUGAAGAAAAUCCAGCUCCAGCAGCACCAGUUGAAAUAGUUCGCUCAGAACUCCAAGUCACAAACUUAAUUCGUGGCAAGCAGAGAACAUACGGUGUUCCAGAUAAUCAAUUCCUCCGCUAUUCUCAAUAUUGCAAUCGUAGAUGCGCAAAAAUUCGUUCUAAAUUAGGAAUCAAGGGUGGAAAAGAUUUUGAUUUAACACCAGACAGAUAUCAAAACCCACAACAUAUCGAAUUACUUGUUUUACAAGCAGAUGGUGCUUGGGCCAGAUACCGUGAUCUUAAAGGCAGCGCCACAGCCGGCCAACGCCGCCAGCACGCUCUUCGCAGACUUCGUAAAUCACUUGUCUGGUGGAACCGUGCAAAUGAAGCAGCAAAGACGUUCGGCACUGAAACAACACAGCUUGAGGUUACCGCUUUUUACAAUUACGCUCAAGCCACACUUGCUCUUGAGCUUGGUCAUUGGUCCGAAGCUCUCAAGAAGUUCAUUGAAGUUUCAGCCACAUUCAAAGAACUCGGCCAAAGUACAGGCGAUUCGAAUCUUGCCAACCACUGCCAUGAUAUUACGGAAGAUAUUGAGCCACUUCUUGUCUUCUGCCGUUACAAUCUUGGCGAUUCCGAAAACAUCACAGCCUCUGCCGAAAUCAAGGAGAAAGUCAAGAGCAUCGUCAGCAUCAACGCAAUGUCGUCUACACGCAAGGUCAGCGAAGUCAAAUGGCGUAACUGGACAAUCCCGAUCAACCACGAAGGCCUCAAGACGAAAUUGGCCAGUAUCCUCGACUUGAUCAAAGACUCACAAUCCGAAAUCUCCAACGAAGAAAUCCGUGUUACAAUCUUCGAUCGUCUUAUCGCAGAAUCCCAUGGUGCCCGCCAAGUUAUUCAUACUCUCUCCGCACAAAAUACAAACGAUGACCUCGCACGUCUCGAUCUCUUCCUCCGCUGGAACAGUUUCGUUGCUACUCUCGAAAGAUCUCACGCUCUCAUCAAUACAUUCAAUACAGCAGCCGAACGCGCUGAAUUUGCUGGCCGUACAUUCACAAGAGUUGUCGAAUUACGUCCACAAUUCGAAGGCGACGUCACUAUCGAGUCAUACGAAUAUCUUUGGCACGCCAUCAAAUGCUACUACAUUGGCGAGGCUAAGUCCGGCUCGGAGACCAUCACUAUGUUACAGCGCGCUCAGAAUCAUGCUACUAAAGCACUUGAUUUGAUCACAAACGAGUCAAUCGAAGAUCCACCAACACUCAAGGGCUGGGCAGAGAGAAUCCUCCAUAAAAUACGUGUCGCUCGUAUCGAAGCCGUUGCCGCAAUCAACGGUCUUAAGAAAGAUCAGUCGAAUUCAGUACAGAGACCAUUCCUCGAGGACCAGAAGAGCUACUCCCCAUGCGAUACACUCGUCACUGUUCCUCCGAAGGCAAAGGUCGUCACUCCAAAGCCAAUGAUCUUCGAUCUUGCAGGUGACUACUUACAGUAUCCUUCUCUAGAGGGUAAGCUUAAGAAGAAAGGUCUCGUGUCUAAGCUUAAGUUCUGGUAA